Molecule: messenger RNA, 1746 nt
Organism: Didymodactylos carnosus
Lineage: Eukaryota; Metazoa; Rotifera; Eurotatoria; Philodinida; Philodinidae
Source: the annotation of a GenBank genome assembly
AUGGAUAAUAACAAAGUUCCAGACAAAAGUGAAACAAACUCAAGUCAACAGUCGCAAAAUCCUGCAUUAAGUGCACUCGUAAGUUUAAGUAGUCAAAAAAUCUCAACUGGUAUUUUGUUACCUCCAGAUCCAAAUACAUUUCGUCCAUUGGUUCUCCCUCAAGUAGUACUUACUGAUAAUAAUGAAUCAUCAAGUGAUCAGUUGCAUAAUUCUGAAAGUAAUGCUGCCAAAUCUGCAACAAUCAUUGAUUUUUCUCUAACAAAUGCAAAUCCAAUAUUACCAGUAAUAUCGAAUCCAGAACCAUUAUCGUCAUCAACGACAACGCUCGAGCAAAAUGGACAAUUUUUAACUGAUUUUAGUUUUAAUGUUAAUACAACAAUUGUAAAUGAGCCAAAAAGUAAUUCAACUGAAAAUCAUGAAUAUACUACAAUACAACCAUAUUGGUUUUAUUCAAAAAUAAUUCAAGACCGCCUCUUUUGGUUUCCAUUUUCGUUAAUUGAUUCACAGCGACUCGAACAAGCUCAUUUAAACAAAAUAGAAGUAAUUUCAACCAAUGGAAAUCGUUACGAUGUUAACCUUACUUUACGAAAACGUAUUCCGGUUUAUUGGACGGGCACUUCAAAUGAUGUUCGACGUUCGCUGUGGUUUUAUAAAAGUGAAUAUGAUAUACGCUUUAUGCCUUUUGAUGAAGAGACGAAUGAUUUAUUGGAAAACGUUUACAAGAAAACGUGUACAGAAAAAAUUUGGCACACAAAACAUGAAAUUAAUGGUGAAACACUUGUUUUUCAUAGUCCGUCAUUAAUGGCUAUACAUCGUUUAGAAGGAGAAUUAACUGAAUAUACAAGUUUUUCGACUGGAAUACCUCGAACAAGAAUACUAAAACGUGGUCUACCAGAUGAAUUAACUGAGGAUAUUGAAGAAGGUGAAAAAGAAGGCGUUCAACAUUUAUGUUUUGUUGUCCACGGCAUAGGAGAGGGUUGUGAUGCUAGAUUUAGACCGCUUGUCGAUUGCGUUGAUGAUUUUCGUUUUGUUUCACAGACAAUAGCACAUAACCAUUUUAAGCCGUAUUUGGAUGAAGGACAAAUUGAUCGUGUUGAAUUUCUACCAGUUUAUUGGCAUGGGGAUUUGCAUCUUGAAGCGACUGGUGUAGAUGGACGUCUUACUCCCAUUACAUUACCCAGUGUUCCAAAAAUGAGAAAUUUUACCAAUGGCACGUUAUUGGAUAUUUUGUUUUACACAAGUCCUGUGUAUUGUCAAAAGAUUAUAUCUCGUGUUAUAUCUGAAAUGAAUCGACUAUAUGAUAUAUUUUUACAACGAAAUCCAUCGUUUAAGGGACAAGUGUCUGUUAUUGGACAUAGCCUUGGUUCUGUGAUACUUUAUGAUGUGUUAGUUAAUCAAGUAUCUAAUCAAGACGAUCCACAGCUUGAACCAACAAUAGCUCAUGGGUCUCCAAUAGCCAUGUUUCUGACUGUGCGUGGCAUUAACAGUCUAGCUCAAGAUUAUGAAUUACCCACGUGUAAAGGAUUGUUCAAUAUCUUCCAUCCAUACGAUCCUGUUGCAUACAGAAUUGAACCAUUGAUAGAUCCAAGUUGGACAUGCUCGCCGGUUUUAAUGGAACAUCAUAAGGGACGAAAGAGAAUGCAUUUAGGCCAAAAAGUCGAUUUUAUCUAUCUUGAAAUACAAAUAGUGCAAAAUGUAGCUCUUGAAAUUCUCUAUCGAAUGGUGUAUAAACGUCUAUUGUGAAAC